Microtus oregoni (creeping vole) is the source of this 2772-nucleotide messenger RNA. It is a transcript of the gene Fgfrl1, whose product is annotated as fibroblast growth factor receptor like 1. The record is from RefSeq and is a predicted model, not a curated record. Gene Ontology annotation, cellular component: plasma membrane. Gene Ontology annotation, molecular function: fibroblast growth factor receptor activity; fibroblast growth factor binding. NCBI's taxonomy places the organism in Eukaryota, Metazoa, Chordata, Mammalia, Rodentia, Cricetidae.
GCACGGGGAGGACUGGGGCUCACAGAUUGGCCGGAAGUUGUGCGGGGCGGAGCUCACGGCUGCUCCGCGCUCGCUCCGGGAGAGUUGACAAAGCCCCGCAGGGAAGGACGCCUCGCGGCGCGGCGCCCCGGGCCCCUCGCCCUGCCGCCCCUCGCCCCGGCCCGCUCCUAGCCCCAUCGUUUAAACGCGUGGACAGCGCGCCCCGCGCCCCAGCCCGGCCCCAGCCUCCAGCGCCCAGGUAGCGCCGCCCCGCCCAGGCCGGGCCCGGGGGCGCGGGGGGCGGGAUGCGGCGCCCGGGGCAGCGAUGACCGCGGCGCGCUACCCGCGGGCCCGGCCCUGACCCUGCUGCCUGCGGCGCACCCGCACGCCGACCCCUGUCGAGGUUCGACUGGCGAGAUGACGGGGAGCCCGGCGCUGCUGCUGCUGCUGCUACUGCCGCCGUUGCUACUGGGGGCCCUCCCGUCGGCUAAGGCGGCGCGAGGACCCCCAAGAAUGGCAGACAAGGUGGUCCCACGGCAGGUGGCCCGCCUGGGCCGCACUGUUCGGCUGCAGUGCCCAGUGGAGGGGGACCCACCACCCUUGACCAUGUGGACCAAAGAUGGCCGCACAAUCCACAGUGGCUGGAGUCGCUUCCGUGUGCUGCCCCAAGGGCUGAAGGUGAAGGAGGUGGAGGCCGAGGAUGCGGGUGUUUAUGUGUGCAAGGCCACCAACGGCUUUGGCAGUCUCAGCGUCAACUACACUCUCAUCAUUAUGGAUGAUGUCAGUCCAAGGAAGGAGAGCCCUGGGCCAGGUGGCUCUUCUGGGGGCCAGGAGGAUCCAGCCAGCCAUCAGUGGGCACGGCCUCGCUUCACGCAGCCCUCCAAGAUGAGGCGCCGAGUGAUUGCAAGGCCUGUAGGUAGCUCUGUGCGGCUCAAGUGUGUGGCCAGUGGGCACCCACGGCCAGACAUCAUGUGGAUGAAGGAUGACCAGACCUUGACACGCCCAGAGGCCAGUGAACACAGGAAGAAGAAGUGGACGCUGAGCUUGAAGAACCUGAGGCCUGAAGACAGUGGCAAGUACACGUGCCGUGUAUCCAACCGGGCAGGUGCCAUCAAUGCCACCUACAAAGUGGAUGUAAUCCAGCGGACCCGCUCCAAACCUGUGCUCACAGGGACGCACCCUGUGAACACGACAGUGGACUUUGGUGGGACAACAUCUUUCCAGUGCAAAGUUCGCAGUGAUGUGAAGCCUGUGAUCCAGUGGCUGAAGCGGGUGGAGUACGGCUCCGAGGGCCGCCACAACUCCACUAUUGAUGUCGGUGGCCAGAAGUUUGUGGUGUUGCCCACUGGUGACGUGUGGUCACGGCCUGAUGGCUCCUACCUCAACAAACUGCUCAUCUCUCGGGCCCGCCAGGAUGAUGCUGGCAUGUACAUCUGCCUGGGUGCGAACACCAUGGGCUACAGCUUCCGUAGCGCCUUCCUCACUGUGUUACCAGACCCCAAACCUCCAGGGCCUCCUGUGGCUCCUUCAUCCUCAACCACAAGCCUUCCUUGGCCUGUGGUGAUCGGUAUCCCGGCUGGUGCUGUUUUUAUCCUGGGUACUGUGCUGCUCUGGCUUUGCCAGGCCAAGAAGAAGCCAUGUGCUCCUGCAUCUACGCUCCCUCUGCCUGGUCAUCGUCCCCCAGGGACGUCCCGAGACCGCAGUGGGGACAAAGACUUGUCCUCCUUAGCUGUGGGCCUGUGUGAGGAACAUGGAUCCACCGUGGCUCCCCAGCACAUCCUGGCCUCUGGCUCAACUGCCGGCCCCAAGCUGUACUCCAAGCUGUACACAGAUGUGCACACACAUACGCACACACACACAGUACACACACUCUCUCAUGUGGAGGGCAGGGUUCACCAGCACCAGCAUGUCCACUAUCAGUGCUAAAUGCAGCAAAUCUCCAAGCAUUGUGCCCUGAGGUAGGCAUAUGGGGGCCAAGGCAACAGGUUGGGAGGAUUGAAAGCAAUGGAGGAAGAGUAUCCUAGGACCCUGUAUUUGGCACUCAUGAAUUUGGCCAAAUAGAUGUAUGUACUGCCAAAUGAACGUAUACGCAGACAGCCAAACCCACAAACAGAAUUUACAAAUGCAAAUGUGUGUUCGUUCGCACGCACGACCUGAGAAGCCUUCAGGAGGAUUUGUCGUGUGACUUUGCAGUGUCAUGUAGCGAUGGCUAGUUGAAGGAAUCUCCUCAAGUCUUAGUGGUCACGGCCACUCCCCCACCCCUGCCCACCUGUGUCCCUGCCUGGCCAUAUAUGCUGGGUGUCCAGGAGUCUACCAGCCACCUGGAUUUGGUGAGCAGUGCGACUGUGCCUGGAGGUUUGAGCCACCCUCCCCUUGCUAGAGAGAAGGGUCUCAAUAUUUAUAUUUAAGAAGUAAAAUAAUAUUAAUAAUGAUGUAAGGAGGGCUGGGACACAGGAACUCUGGCCUACCCUGGGGCCCAGGACCUGCCUGACCUUGUGGUUACAUUGGGUAUCCUCACGUCCAUGGCUACCUGGCCUCUGUAAUUUUAUAUAGAGUUUGGGCUGAAGCCUCGUAUAUUUAAUUUAUUUUGUUAAACAAGAAAGUGCCUCCUUUUUCUCAUUCUGGUGUUUUUACCUGGGGUUGGUCUAUGUGUUUUGCCAGCAAUCAUGUACAUAUGCUCACUUUGGUGUCUACUUACAUAUCUUCACUGGUGUGCACGUGCACAAACGUGUUAGCUUGCAUGUAUUCACAUGCUGAUGCUGUGUUUGUGUGUCUUCCCUGUAGGGAAGCUCC